Messenger RNA from Capra hircus (goat), 717 nucleotides. It is a transcript of the gene C23H6orf52, whose product is annotated as chromosome 23 C6orf52 homolog. The coding region runs from base 1 to 579 and encodes 192 amino acids. Gene Ontology annotation, biological process: selenocysteine incorporation. The record is from RefSeq and is a predicted model, not a curated record. Lineage: Eukaryota; Metazoa; Chordata; Mammalia; Artiodactyla; Bovidae. Gene Ontology annotation, cellular component: nucleus. The transcript is spliced from 4 exons. Gene Ontology annotation, molecular function: tRNA binding.
AUGCCUAGGUUUAAGGUGAACCGAAUUUGUCAACAAAAAGGUAGGGCGCCUGAGGCCUCCACGAACAGAGCAAGCCCUGUGUCGGGGACUAUUGGCUUUCUGCGUAAACCUCUUUCUCUCUCCUUUACUUUCUUAUCGCUCGACUCCAGACCACCAGGUUCUGGUCCAUUAAAGGACCUCAACAGAGUGAAGCCAGACUUCCCGUCCUGCCAGCCUCACCCCUUCGGCAUCCGGUACGGCAGCCAGUACGAGCAACAGCAGGGUGGUUACCCUCCUGGCUACAGCUCUGGCCGCGGGGCAGGUGGAAAUGGACCCAACCUUUAUUCUGCAUAUGAGACCUCUGGACACCCCGCUGAGACUUCGCUUCUGCCCAAGGAAGCCACAUCUCUAGCUGAAAACCAAGAUGAAGAUUCACUAGAAGAUCCAAAUCUCCACUUGAAUAUUGAGGAACUCAACAAAGAGUUUAUGGUGAAAAGUGAAGAGCUCUACCAGUCUCUCAUGAAUUGCCACUGGCAGCCUCUUGAUACUGUGCACUCAGAAAUCCCAGACAAGAACCCCCAAGAGCAAGAUGCUCAUUAAGCUCCCCAACUAUCAUAUUCAUUGUGUCUUGUUUUGUUUUUGUUUAAAAAAAAGUUCUCGCAGGAUGGCACUGGAUUGUGUAUAUACAUACAGAUUCUUGAGAGACUGUAAGGUAAAUAAACUUGAGCAGCACGUUCA